AUGCUCUCCUCAACCUUCUCGGCGGCAGCCGCCUUCGCCGCACUCCUCCCCACCACCAUAUCCGCCUCGCCCCUCGGCCAGCCCAUCUUGCCGCGCCAAGUGCUCGAGCAGCCCAGCAUCAACGCCUCCCUCCCCAACAUCACCAUCUUCGCCACCGGCGGCACCAUCGCCUCGCAGGGAACCUCGUCCUCGCAAACCGUCGGCUACCAGGUCGGGCUGGGCGUGAAGGAGCUGGUCGAUGCCGUACCUGACGUAUUGAAUCUGGCCAACGUGUUUGGUCAGCAGAUUGCGAACGUCGGAUCGCAGAACGUGAACUCGUCGAUCCUGCUGCAGUUGGCGCGCAACGUCACGGAGGAGCUGGAGAAGGACGACGUGCAGGGCGUCGUCGUGACGCACGGGACGGACACGAUGGAGGAGACGGCCUUCUUCCUCGACCUGGUGGUGAACAGCACGAAGCCGGUCGUCGUCGUCGGCGCCAUGCGUCCCGCGACGGCGCUGAGCGCCGACGGCCCGCUGAACCUCUACCAGGCCGUCAGCCUGGCGGCGAGCGAAAAGGCAGUGGGGAGAGGCGUGAUGAUCACGCUGAACGACCGCAUCGGCUCCGCCUUCUACACGCAAAAGAACAACGCCAACUCGCUCGACACCUUCUACGCCACCGAGCAAGGCCAACUCGGCUUCUUCAUCAACCAGAUCCCUUACUUCUACUACACCGCCGCCUCCGUCCCCAACAAGCCCAACUUCCCCCCCUCCCCCACCGCAACGACCCUCCCCACCGUCGCCGUCCUCUACACCCACCAGGACGACGUCGCCGCCCUCGUCCCCGCCGCCGUCGCCGCCGGCGCCGCCGGCAUCGUCUUCGCCGGCAGCGGCGCCGGUUCCAUCGACGACGCCGUCAAGGAAGCCGCGAGCGCCGCGUUCAAUGCGACGGGUACGCCCAUGGUCGCGAGCAGGCGCACCCCCGAUGGCUUCGUGCCGAAGGAGGAUGUGGAGGAUUGGAUGGUGGCGGCGGGUUGGUUGAACCCGUCCAAGAGCCGCAUUUUGUUGCAGUUGGCCCUGGAUGCGGGGUAUGGCGUCGAGGAGAUUAGGGAGACGUUUGAUGGGUUGCAUCCGUAG
Diplodia corticola is the source of this 1113-nucleotide messenger RNA. Its product is annotated as l-asparaginase. The record is from RefSeq and is a predicted model, not a curated record. Lineage: Eukaryota; Fungi; Ascomycota; Dothideomycetes; Botryosphaeriales; Botryosphaeriaceae. Gene Ontology annotation, molecular function: asparaginase activity. Bases 1 to 1113 code for a protein of 370 amino acids. The transcript has 2 exons.